AAAGUUUCAUGUUUUUAUGACUUUGGAUGAGGUAUCUGAUUCACCAUUUUCAUUGAAUAUAGAUAUAUUUGCUAGAUUUGCUCAUGGAAUGAAAGUAAAAGGUGAAUUAACGCUUCGUUGUCUACCUGUAAAUAAAGAAACUUCCCAUGAAAAUGAUGAUAAGGACACAUCUUCAACUGCAAGAAAAAUACUUUCAGCUCAGUUGAUAGAAGGCCAUUGGUCAGGCAAAUUAGAUCUUAAAGUCUGCGGUGUGUCAGAAGAAAAACGUCAAAAAAUUAAAUUAAUUGCUGAGGUUACUGAACGUGGCUCUUUUUUGUCAGCAAAAACUGUUAAAGAAUGGGAUUUGUUUAAUCCAGGCUUUGAACUGAUUCCUUUGAGACCAGCGUUCACUCGAAAUACGCGUAAACUGCUCAUUUAUUUACGUCGCCGUUUUCUAAUAGAAGGCGAUGCGGAAUUAACCACACAAUGUAUUUCGGAAGAACGCUCAUUAAACGGACUUAACCAUUCUUUAAUCCAACGCUUGGGUACUAUUGCUGAGAUAGAAAUUGACAUUAGAUGCGUAGCCUAUAUUAUUAAGGCCCGGCGCAAAUUAAUUAAUGGAGGCUUUAGCACAUCUGAAACUUUAGUACUUCCUUUGCUCGAUGGAUUCGAUAAAUUUGAUCUUUCAUUAAUCGAGAUAAAUCAAAAUAAAGGUGAAUAUGUUGAAGGUGAAUUUGUUGAGGCAGUAAUUCAUAAUUUAAUUUGUGGGAAUGGCCGAGAUUUGACUUCUGUUGGUCCUAUUAAAGACGGCCUUGUCAGAAUACAAAUAACAAAACAAAUUGGAACUGGUGCUUGUGUUCUCUACGUUUAUGGUAGCAAUGGAAAAAAUUCAGAAAUGGUUGUGGAUAUGCACCUUAUUUUUAAAAAACCCGGAUAUUGUCCCAAGGUCGGUUUCAAUUUUUGA
This is a messenger RNA of Meloidogyne enterolobii, 943 nucleotides long. The record is from the annotation of a GenBank genome assembly. NCBI's taxonomy places the organism in Eukaryota, Metazoa, Nematoda, Chromadorea, Rhabditida, Meloidogynidae.